Panicum virgatum (switchgrass) is the source of this 1831-nucleotide messenger RNA. Its product is annotated as galacturonokinase-like. Gene Ontology annotation, cellular component: cytoplasm; cytosol. Gene Ontology annotation, biological process: galactose metabolic process. NCBI's taxonomy places the organism in Eukaryota, Viridiplantae, Streptophyta, Magnoliopsida, Poales, Poaceae. Gene Ontology annotation, molecular function: galactokinase activity; ATP binding. The coding region runs from base 23 to 1585 and encodes 520 amino acids. The record is from RefSeq and is a predicted model, not a curated record. The transcript has 14 exons.
GGAUCACGGACGUGGAUGACAAAUGCGGGCAAGCUCAACUGCUGAGCGGAUGCAAAUCCCCCCGACCCCCACCACGUACGGUUGCGAUCUCACCACCCGCAAGGCCGCACCCGCACGCGCCCGCCACCACCCCACCGCUCGAGGCCGCGCCUGCGCCACUGCGGCCGCGCCGACACCCGCGCCCGCCCGCACGCUUGCGGCCCCAGCCAGAGCCGCCGGCGGCGAGCGCGCGAGCGGUGGACCGGUGGUAGGUGGCAAAGCAAUGGUGGCGCCGGGUGGAGGAGGAGGAGGAGGAGGCUCGGCGCGGUGGCCUUCGGAGGAGGAGUUGGAAAUUGUACGAAAGAAAGUUGUGGAGAUUAGUGGAAGGGAUGAACGUGAGGUUAGGGUCGCUGCUUGCCCUUACAGAAUUUGCCCUUUGGGGGCUCACAUUGAUCAUCAGGGUGGAAUUGUCACAGCAAUGACCAUAAAUUAUGGAGUACUCCUUGGUUUUGUGCCCUCUAAUGAUUCCGAGAUUUUACUCCAAUCUGGCCAAUUUGAAGGUGUUAUACGAUUCAGAGUUGAUGACUUACAAAAGCCUAUUGAUAACCCAGAGAACAUAAACUGGGAAAGCUAUGCAAGAGGUGCUGUUUAUGCACUGCAGAAUAGUGGAUAUGAUCUCAGGAAGGGUAUCAUAGGCUAUAUUUCUGGUGUGAAAGGUCUUGAUAGCUCAGGGCUUAGUUCUUCUGCAGCGGUUGGCAUUUCCUAUUUACUGGCUUUAGAAAAUGUAAAUGAUCUGGUUGUAUCAUCUGUGGAUAACAUUCAGUUGGACAAGUCCAUUGAAAAUAAAUACUUGGGUCUUGAAAAUGGCAUUCUAGAUCCAUCUGCCAUUUUGUUGUCACGGUAUGGUUAUCUCACCUUCAUGGAUUGCAAGACCGCUUCACCUUCCUACGUCUACUUCUCAGAGCUGAGUAAAAGCCAGCAGCCUCAGGGACAUCUACCAUUCAAGAUUUUGUUGGCAUUUUCUGGCCUGCAACAUAAUCUGCCGAAGAAGCGUGGAUAUAAUACACGAGUUUUCGAGUGCAAAGAGGCUGCCCGUGCUCUUUUGCACGCUUCAGGCUGUGAAGAAGCAUCAAAUAUACUUCGUAAUGUUGACUCGGUUGUAUAUGAGGCCCAGAAGUGUGUAUUGGAAGAAAAUCUUUCCAGGAGAGCUGAGCACUACUUUUCUGAAAUGAAGCGGGUUGCUAAGGGCAGAGAUGCAUGGGCUUUUGGGAACCUGCAAGAACUUGGGCAGCUGAUCUCUGCUUCUGGUCGUAGCUCCAUACUCAACUACGAAUGCGGGAGCAAAGAGAUGAUACAGCUGUACGAGAUCCUCCUGAAGGCCCCCGGCGUCCUGGGCGCCCGGUUCAGCGGCGCUGGCUUCAGGGGCUGCUGCCUGGCGAUCGUGGAGAGCAACCGCGCUGAGGAGGCGGCCGCCUAUGUCGCAGCCGAGUACGAGAAGGCCCAGCCCGAGCUGGUGUCCAGGAUCCCCGCGGAUCGCCGCGUGCUGGUCUGCGAGCCCGGGGACUCCGCGCGCGUCAUAUUGCCCGACGACUGCCUCCAUUCGUGAUGGCGCCCUUCUGACGGAGGCCGGCGGUGUGAAGAGGGCUGCUCCACGCUCGUGUCGUGUGGGCGUCGGAGUGUCAAUUAUUGACGACGUAUAGUAUCCGAGGGUGCAGGGCAUCCUUGUACGUGAUGUGCUGUCCAUUUGACCCAUUCGUUUGUACGUACGAUACAAUAAGCGUGACGCUCGCGUUUGUAUCGAACAAUAAGAUUUUCGAGUAAAAAAAGAGGUGGAAUGCACUGUGUAGACUAA